GUUUGCUGAUAAUUUGUUGGAUCGUGGGCACACAAGUCGCUUCUACCCGGUAGUGAAUAUAGAUAUUCCCUUUCCAAUAGUGCUCUGGCAAUUAACAUAACCCACAAGUUACCAAAAGAAAUGGCUAAGACCCCAGCAUUUCGGCCAUUACUCCCUGCUGCUACACCGCCAUCUCCAAUCGUGAGUAGAAAGGUUUCUGGUUCCACACAGACUCGUCGAUCUUCAGCCUGUCUAAAGUGUCGUGAGAAACGUGUUAAGUGCGUCGGCUCAUCGCCUUGUCAAGCCUGCACCGAGACCGGAACAGCCUGCAUCUUCGAACCGUCCAGAGAUAGACGUAGGAAGUCAGCUCUCAUCUAUGCAGAGCAGUCUACUCAGAAAUAUCGGAAAAUCUUAAAGCAGCUACUACGCACUUUGAUGUUUGGUAAUGAUGAACAGAUCUCUGCAUUGAAGGAAUUCGUCAGGAACCAUGCUUCUGUAGGAAGUUGCUUAAACGUACUGGGUUCGGAGUACCAGCCAAGCUCAACUCCCUCCGAGACAAGGUAG
This is a messenger RNA of Aspergillus uvarum CBS 121591, 543 nucleotides long. Its product is annotated as Zn(II)2Cys6 transcription factor domain-containing protein. Bases 121 to 543 code for a protein of 140 amino acids. Gene Ontology annotation, molecular function: DNA-binding transcription factor activity, RNA polymerase II-specific; zinc ion binding. The transcript has 2 exons. Lineage: Eukaryota; Fungi; Ascomycota; Eurotiomycetes; Eurotiales; Aspergillaceae. The record is from RefSeq and is a predicted model, not a curated record. Gene Ontology annotation, biological process: regulation of DNA-templated transcription.